Molecule: messenger RNA, 1161 nt
Organism: Caretta caretta (loggerhead turtle)
Lineage: Eukaryota; Metazoa; Chordata; Testudines; Cheloniidae
Gene: CIMAP1C
Product: ciliary microtubule associated protein 1C
Cellular component (GO): cytoskeleton
Source: RefSeq, a predicted model, not a curated record
GCUGGCGACGGACGCUAUACAGACUCCCCGAGGCCUCCCCCAAGGCAAAUGUCCAAGUCUAAAGGUCCCAGCCGAGCUGGCAAUUAUGGCCCUAGCACCUGUAGAACCUCAGGCACAGCACCAGGGGGAGUCAAGCAGUACCCACCAAUCAGUGCCAAAAUCAAGGGGCCAGGAGCUGGAAAAUAUGGCCGGCAGCCUUGCACUGGCAUCAGGAAUCAUGACUUCACCAUGUUUGCAGAACCAGCCUACACAAUGCGUAUAAAACACACGGAGAAAAUCUUGGCUGACACAGUCAGUCCUGGUGCCUUCUUCAUAGACCCUCACCUCUCCCGCUUUGGGUGGUGGAAGCCGUCAUCCUUCUGCAUACAGAACCGAGAGAAGAGUCUAAGUUUGAUGAGCACACCUGCCCCAACUGAAUACUACACAGAGAAGGUGCAUCCGCAGGGGGAACCCUACGCACCGGCUUAUUCCUUGGCUGACCGCACUCGUUACCGUGAAAAUGAUCCCAACCCAGCUCCCAAUGCCUAUACCCUCCCAGGGAUGCUGGGACCUAGACUUCCCAUCAAGCCAUCUGCCCCCUGCUACAGCAUGGCCUCCAAAAUGGACAUAUGGAGCAACGCCAAGGAGCUGGCGAGAGUCCCUGGCCCAGCAUCCUUUGUUGUGCCUGAACCGAAUGUCUACUUGCACCGGCAACCUGCCUACAGCAUGUGGAGAAAGUACAACUUCGUAAGGGACUCUACUCCAGGGCCGGCGGACUACAAGACCAGCCGUGUCACCAUCACCAAGCCGAGGGCCCCGGAUUUCAGCCUGGGGAUCCGUCACUCCGAGUACCUCACCCCCCUGGUUAUUGAUGUUAUGGAGUGAGCCAGGCCACUACUCUGGGCUGUGGUCUUUUCUUUCCCUGAGGCUCCAAGCUGGGCCGUGACUAUGUGACACCAGCAUAUCACUGCAUGUUAGUCCUAGUAGGUACAGCGCACUUGAGGCCUGAUUCAAAGCCCUGAAAAGUCAAUGGAAAGACUGCUGUUUAUUUCAGUGGGCUAUGGAUCUGGCUCUUGGCUUGAGACUUUCUGACUUCUAUCAGUGAGGUUCACAGCGUGAUAUGACUGCACUUGCCCAAUGCUACCCCCUGCGACCCCCACGCUACCCCCACGGCUGGUCUUG